This is a messenger RNA of Sitophilus oryzae (rice weevil), 1213 nucleotides long. It is a transcript of the gene 140up, whose product is annotated as RPII140-upstream gene protein. The record is from RefSeq and is a predicted model, not a curated record. The transcript has 5 exons. Lineage: Eukaryota; Metazoa; Arthropoda; Insecta; Coleoptera; Curculionidae. The coding region runs from base 39 to 854 and encodes 271 amino acids. Gene Ontology annotation, cellular component: mitochondrion.
GCUACUGACGUAGAAAAAGUCAUUCAUAACCAACAAAAAUGAUUAAUUUAUUACGCAAAAAUGUAAAAUUAGUAUUUUUACCGUUUUUUAAUCAAUAUUACGCCGAAGAUAAUGUAAAAAACGCAACUCCUACUGAAAAAAAAACCGAUACAACUGAAAGCCAGGAGACUGGAUGGGAUAGGGUGCGAAAAGUAUUCGAAGUGGAUGAAUUCGGUAAUGUGUCCCACGAAGCUCACACAGUUCUCCAAAGCGCCGCGAUAAGUUGCUUUAUAGGUUUCAUAUAUGGAGGCGUAGUGCUCAGCAGAGGAGCCUACAUGGAAUUUAUGAGAAAUAACGAAGCCACUACUUUUAAAACGCACUUAGAUGCAAAAAGAAAAUUACAAGAUAAAGUAACAAUUGCGUUUGGGAAGGGUGCUGCAAAAUUCGGCUGGAGAUUAACGCUUUUUACAACUAGUUUUGUUGGUAUAGCCACGCUAAUACAGACAUACAAUGAGGACUAUGGAAUUAUGGAAUAUGUAGUAUCAGGUGGUCUAACUGGAUUUAUGUAUAAGUUUUAUGCAGGUCCGAGAGCAUGUAUUGUUGGUACAGGAUUAGGAUCUGCCUUGGGACUGAUGUGUGGCGCGGCGACAUGGAGCAUCAUGAAAUUCUCGGGGUUAUCCUUGAAAGAGGCCAGAUACUGGCAGUACAAAUGGAAAGAGACGAAACUAGGAAUGAAGGCAGCUUAUGUGAAGAAAAAAUGGGAGGAUGAUGAUUUUGCCAUCAUAAAACUUCACGAUGAUAAGAUGAGUAAUGAAGGAAAUACUCUCGAUAGCAUAGAUGAAAUAACUGGUGAUACUGAUGUAAAUAACAAAUAGAUUUUAUUAAUUUAUUUUUUGUUUUUAAAAUAAAUCCUAAUAAUAUACAGUGUGGUUAAGAUAUUUGAAUGCAUAAUAAUAAUUGGACAUCUUUUUUGCAUAAUAAACAAGUCUACUAGACUAAUUUUCAAUUUUUGAACCAACCUUUCUGUUUUUCAUUUAUUCAAACAUCUUGAACACUUUGUAGAGUGGUUUUAUUUUAUUUUGUCCCACUAUAACUGUUUUGCUUUUGGAUAUGUGCUGUCUAAUAUACUUUUAAUAUACAGGGUAUCCUAUUUAAAAAAAUAUACUUUAUAUGAAUAUUUAUGAGAGUGUGACAUAUUUGUUAAUAAGUAAUAAAACUCUCAAAACCCCUAUAA